Molecule: messenger RNA, 990 nt
Organism: Sclerotinia sclerotiorum 1980 UF-70
Lineage: Eukaryota; Fungi; Ascomycota; Leotiomycetes; Helotiales; Sclerotiniaceae
Exons: 7
Coding region: 1-990 (329 amino acids)
Biological process (GO): pentose-phosphate shunt, oxidative branch; pentose-phosphate shunt
Cellular component (GO): cytosol
Molecular function (GO): NADP binding; phosphogluconate dehydrogenase (decarboxylating) activity
Source: RefSeq, a predicted model, not a curated record
AUGAUGCAUCAUGUAAGGAGAGUACCCGCUCUUUUCCCAAAGCCGAGUCUAGAGAUGUGUGCCGAGGCCGGUGCCGAGGUAUUGAGGGAUAGAUGGAGAUGCAUGCAGAUGGAGGGAGGUGGAGUGGGAGAAUUCAGCGGCGUGGUGGGGCCGGCAUAUAGUAUUUGGGAGCCGAGUUCCAUGAGAGGAGGAAUGUCUCUCCUCCUCGCCGAAAAUGGAAUUUCAGUCUCCAUCAAUGAUCCCUCCAUCUCCACAGUCGAUUCCCUCAUUCAAUCUGCCAAAGAUCAAAAUAUCACCUCGAGAACCUUGUCAAAACACACCGAGUAUAAAUCUCUUAUCGAUUCUCUCUCUUCACCAAGAGUCAUCUUCUUUUCCUUGCCGCAUGGAAAUGGUGUAUUUUACAUAGGAUGUGGUGUAUCAGGAGGUUAUCAAGCUGCACGACGAGGACCUAGUAUGUGUCCUGGAGGUCAAGAACAAGCAUUGGAUAUUGUCAUGCCGUUGUUAGAAAAAAUAGCUGCGAAAGCAAGUGAUGGAACACCAUGUGUAGCGAGGAUAGGAGAUGGUGGUGCGGGACAUUAUGUCAAGAUGAUUCAUAAUGGCAUUGAGCAUGGAAUGAUGAGCGCCAUUAGUGAAGCUUGGACUUUUAUGAAUAAACAUUUGGGAAUGGAAUAUGAUGAGAUUGGUAAGGUAUUUGAGAAGUGGUCUGCUGAGGGAGAAUUGAAAAAUACCUUCCUCAUCCAAAUCGGCGCAGACAUCUGCGAACAAAAAGAUAAAUCCGGAAACCACGUUCUAGCCGAUGUAAAAGACAAAGUAGUACAAGACACCGACAAUAGCGAAGGCACAGGAAUCUGGUCCAACACACAAGCAACCUCACUCCACGUUCCCGCUCCCACCCUCUCCACAGCCCACUACCUCCGCAUCGUGUCCGCCUAUCGCGGACACAGACAACACUCUACAUCACCUGUCUCGCCUCCCACAUCCAAGGCAUGA